Ustilago hordei is the source of this 570-nucleotide messenger RNA. RefSeq lists its product as uncharacterized. The record is from RefSeq and is a predicted model, not a curated record. The transcript has 3 exons. The coding region runs from base 1 to 570 and encodes 189 amino acids. Lineage: Eukaryota; Fungi; Basidiomycota; Ustilaginomycetes; Ustilaginales; Ustilaginaceae.
AUGAAGUGCUUCACACUACUGCUCCAGGUGCUCGCGCUCACCGUCGCUUGGCUUUCAUCAUGUCUCAUUGUCGGCUCCGAGAUGCCAGUCGCCGUACAAGAAGGCGACCAAGGAAUCCAACACCUCUGGGAAAAGGCACGUGACGGGGCCUUCGUCACCACUCUUCCAGAUCGAUUACGCAUUCCCUUGAAAAGAACCCAAAUUGCCUGGACCAACUUUUUGGGAAGGUCUGGAAAGAAACUUAUUGAAAACAUCUAUACAGCGGUAAUCGAUAAAGAUUACGGUAGAAAGAAGUAUCUCCAAUUGGUUGGGUUCACACAAAGAGGACCGUACAAGUUCGAACGCGACAAAUUUGAAGUGGAACAACAACUUGAAAUGAAACGAAGAGUUGCGCUCUUGCUCGUUGAACAAUUUGCCGAAAGAAUGCAUCAGCAAAAGCUCCAAAUUCAAGCUGAGCAGGCACGAAAGGCACAAGAAGAAAUCGAGAAAGAUAGGGACAACUGGGGAAAAUGGUUGACUCUCGGAAGGGACGGCGGGGAAGGCUCGAGUUCUGGUUCCCGUCGAAAGUAG